Messenger RNA from Uncinocarpus reesii 1704, 3381 nucleotides. RefSeq lists its product as uncharacterized. The transcript has 13 exons. Gene Ontology annotation, cellular component: nucleus; cytosol. The coding region runs from base 1 to 3381 and encodes 1126 amino acids. Lineage: Eukaryota; Fungi; Ascomycota; Eurotiomycetes; Onygenales; Onygenaceae. Gene Ontology annotation, molecular function: cysteine-type endopeptidase activity; cysteine-type deubiquitinase activity; protein binding. The record is from RefSeq and is a predicted model, not a curated record. Gene Ontology annotation, biological process: regulation of protein stability; protein deubiquitination.
AUGGACAAUCUAGAGGAGAACGGGAUGGUGGUGGAUGAAUAUGACCAAUAUAACAAUGACCAGACUGAUGUCGUUCUUGUUUCGCCGUCAGGUUCGCCGAGCGAGCCGGAACCUGAACCUCUCGCCGAUGAUUAUGAUUCGAUGAUGGCCAGAGUCCUUCCUGAACUCCCCGAUUUGGAAAUAGUCGCACAGGGACACCACACAUGGAAUAUCGAGAACUGGACGAAGCUGUCGCGAAAGGAACGUGGCCCAAUCUUUGAGUGUGGAGGGUCUCCUUGGAGAGUGUUAUUCUUCCCCUUCGGAAAUCAAGUCCCCGAAUAUGCAUCGUUCUACCUUGAACAUGGUUACGAAGACGGGCCUCCUGAAAACUGGUACAGUUGCGCCCAGUUCGCGCUGGUCCUAUGGAACAAGAAUAAUCCUUCGAUCUACGUCUCACAUGUUGCGACACAUCGAUUCAACGCGAGCGACGGAGAUUGGGGUUUCACAAGGUUUUGUGAGCUCCGCAAGUUAUUCCAAGGCCCUUUUGACGAGCAGGGCUCCCCGCUGGUAGAGAAUGAGCAAGCGUCACUUACAGUUUAUAUCCGAAUUGUAAAAGAUCCUACAGGCGUGCUAUGGCACAGCUUCAGAGACUACGAUUCUAAAAAAGAAACUGGCAUGGUUGGCCUUAAGAACCAAGGAGCCACAUGCUAUUUGAAUUCUCUCAUACAGUCCCUCUAUUUUACUAACGCCUUUCGAAAGGCCGUAUACCAGAUUCCCACCGAAGAAGAUGCGAACAGAUCAAACAGCGCCUGGACGCUGCAGCGAUUGUUCUAUUCCCUCCAGACGAGCGAUUGCCCAGUGUCGACGCAAGAAUUGACGUCCUCCUUCGGAUGGGAAUCAAAGCAAAUCUUUGAGCAACAAGAUGUCCAGGAAUUGUGUCGAAAAUUAAUGGAACGUUUAGAGGAGAAAAUGAAAGGCACCCCAGCAGAAAAGGCACUUCCGGAGCUCUUUGUCGGCAAAACGAAAACGUACAUAUCAUGCAUUAACGUUGAUUACGAAUCGUCACGAAUAGAAGAUUUCUGGGAUAUCCAACUUAACGUUCGCGGUAAUAAGACCCUUGAUGAUAGUUUCAAAGAUUACGUUCAGGUGGAGACGCUGGAAGGGGAGAACAAGUACGAUGCGGGCCCGCCUUAUGGGUUACAGGACGCUAAGAAAGGAGUCAUAUUUGAGACCUUCCCUCCCGUUCUGCAUCUUCAUCUAAAGCGAUUUGAAUACGACAUCAAUCGUGAUGCAAUGAUGAAAGUUAAUGAUCGGUACGAAUUUCCAGAGGAGUUUGAUGCUUCCCCUUACCUAUCCGAGAAUGCAGACAAGUCAGAGCCGUGGAUAUAUCAACUAUACGGUGUCCUUGUCCAUGCUGGUGAUUCAAAUGCUGGCCAUUAUUAUGGCUUUUUGAGGCCGACAAAGGAUGGUCAUUUUUACAGGUUCGACGAUGACAAAGUCGUUAGGGCGACUAUGAAGGAGACUCUCGAAGAGAAUUUUGGUGGAGAGUACGGGGUUCUUCCCAACGGAAACAUUGGGAUGCGCCAACCAUUUUCGAGGACAUAUUCGACAAAACGAUCAAUGAACGCCUACAUGCUGGUAUACCUUCGCAAGUCGCGAGUAGACGAGAUACUAGUCGAAGUUAUGAAAGAAGAUAUCCCCGCUCACCUUGAGAAACGAAUCGUCGAGGAUCGUGCGGAACUCGCAAGGCGAAAAAAAGAACGCGAGGAGCAGCACCUGUACAUGAGUGUUGGAGUGAUAUCUGAUGAGACAUUCAAACAUCACCAUGGCUUUGACCUCACGGGAUUCGAUCUGGAGGCCACGGAUCCUGCCGCCCCGGAAAUGUAUCGGAUCCUACGGACUACACCAGUAGGGGAUUUUGCAAAGCAGGUAGCUCAGGAGAAAGGAUUGACCGCAGACCAAGUAAGAUUCUGGGUAAUGGUUAACCGACAGAAUAAGACUACACGACCGGAUCAACCGUUAAAAGACUUGGAGAUGUCCCUGGACCAUGCUUUCAAUGAUUUUGGCACGAAAGGGAACCCUUUCCGGCUCUGGCUCGAGAUAGGAGAACCGGGAGCAGAUGGAAAAGUUACUUGGCCAGAGACGCGGGGAUCAAAUGCUCUUACUCUAAUUUUCUUAAAAUACUUUGACGUCCACGCCCAAACGUUGACCGGAGUCAAGCAUGUUUUUGUUCGGAAGCAGUCAAAGGUUUCUGAGCUCAGCAGCACGAUUCUUGACGCCAUGAAAUGGCCUCCUGGUACAUCGUUUCUUUUAUUCGAGGAAAUCAAGCAUUCUAUGAUCGAUGCGAUGAAACCCAAGCAAACGUUCCAGCAAUCCGAGAUUCAAGACGGUGACAUUAUCUGUUUCCAACGGUCGAUAAACGAAUCUGAGCUACCUCCUACAGCAAUCUAUCGGAAUGUCCAACAAUAUUACGAUUUUCUGUUGAACCGUAUUACGGUUAAAUUUGCGCCGAUUGAUCCUGACGCCGAAGAGACCUUCACCCUGACACUUAGCAAGAAAAUGACCUACGAGCAAUUCUCAACUAAAGUAGGCGAGCAUUUGAAAGUUGAACCGACUCAUUUGCGAUUUGCACCUGUUGUCAUGAAUAGUGGAAAGCCAAAAGCUUUUAUCAAACGGAAUGUGCCUCAGAAUCUUGGACAGAUACUUACUAGUCAAUUUUCUACGUACGGAUAUGGCGGUCAUCGGUCUGACGCACUUUUCUAUGAGGUCUUGGAAACGAGUCUAAGCGAGUACGAAAUGAAGAAAAUCUUCAAAGUUACUUGGCUUCUUGAAGGGAUUGUUAAAGAGCAAACAUAUGAAAUCCUUAUCGCAAAGAAUGGCGUUGCUUCCGACUUACUGGCCGGUUUGCAGAAGAAAGCCAAUAUUGACGAAGAAACUAUGCGGCAUGUACGGCUCUAUGAGGCCUAUUCCGGCAAAUUUUAUAGAGAGCUUAACGACAGCUACAGCGUUGCUGGUAUCACUGGUUAUGUUAGCCUAUACGCCGAAAAGAUACCCGACGAAGAAUUGAACAUGCAAGAAGGCGAAUCCAGAAUCAAUGCGUUUAACUUCGACAGGGACCCACAAAAGCCGUACGGUUGUCCUUUCAAAUUUGUGGUAAAACCGGGCGAGACAUUCAAAGACACCAAGGAGCGGUUAUCAAAACGAACGGGUAUCAAAGGCAAGCAAUUCGAAAAGAUCAAGUUUGCUCUUGUCUCCCGCGGUCCAUAUCCCAAAACGUUGUAUCUCGACGACGAUCAUGUCCUAGCCGAUUUGUUCACAGAUCCUGAAUAUCAACUCGGUCUUGAUCAUGUAAAUAAGAAUCGGAAUUUCUGGAACCGUGGCGAGAGCUUCUUCAUUCGAUAG